ACAAGCUCCGAGUCACCGAACUAGAAAAUUUGUCUUUGUAAAUCGAUCCAUCGAUCUCGCCGAAUCCAAGAAUGACGGAUAUGAAGAUUCAAUCCGAAGUCUCUGAUUCCAAUCCACCGGAGGAUAAUCUACGGAAGGAAUCUCCAGCGCAGGCGGAGGUGAAUCACCGGAGAUCGUCGCCGGCGCCGCCACAACAGGUGCAGUGGAUGCCGAUGCAUUUUCCUCCUGCGGCGGUGAUGCCGCAUCAGAUGAUGUUUGCGCCGCCGCCGCAUUCAGCGUACCAUCAGUAUCAGCCUCACUAUUUCCCAUCUCGCGGAAACAAGCAUCAGAGCAGCUCCAAUGGUGAGAAUAAGACGAUCUGGGUCGGUGAUUUGCAUCACUGGAUGGAUGAGAAUUACCUUAAUUCUUGUUUCGCUUCUGCAGGCGAGAUUGUAUCAGUUAAGGUUAUCCGCAACAAAUACAAUGGUUUGUCCGAGGGUUAUGGAUUUGUGGAAUUUAUUUCUCACGGAAUUGCUGACAAGGUUUUACAGAACUACAACGGGGCAUCUAUGCCAAAUGCUGUUGACCAGACAUUCCGUUUGAACUGGGCUAGUUUUAGCACUGGUGAAAAGAGAUUAGAGAAUGGUCCCGAUCUUUCUAUUUUUGUUGGGGACUUAGCACCAGAUGUCACCGAUAAAAUGUUGCAUGAAACAUUCUGUGUAAAGUAUCCGUCUGUUAAGGCUGCAAAAGUUGUCAUCGAUGCCAAUACCGGCCGAUCAAAGGGGUACGGGUUUGUGAGGUUUGGAGAUGAUAAUGAAAGGACGAAAGCCAUGACAGAGAUGAAUGGUGCGAAAUGUUCUAGCAGAUCUAUGCGAAUUGGUCCUGCAACUCCGAAGAAGUCAACCAGUUACCAGCACGGUGGAUACAUGUCGAAUGGUGCCCAGUGUCGUCCUGAAGGGGACUCAUUAAACACAACAAUAUUUGUUGGAGGACUUGACCCGAGUGUCACUGACGAAGAUCUGAGGCAACCUUUUGCCGAGUAUGGUGAUAUAAUCUCGGUCAAGAUUCCUUCUGGCAAAGGAUGCGGAUUUGUCCAAUUCGUCAACAGAACAAGUGCCGAGGAGGCUUUGGAGAAAUUGAAUGGGUCUGUAAUUGGACAGCAAACAGUUCGCCUGUCUUGGGGUCGUAAUCCGGCCAAUAAACAGCAUAGGGGCGAGUUUCGAAACCAAUGGGUUGGACCGUACUACGGAGGAGAGUAUUACAACGGGUACGGGUAUAUGAUACCGCCUCCUCAUGACCCGAUAAUGUACAAUCCCGCGACUUAUGGAGCUUAUCCUAUGUACGGCGGUGAUCAUCAGCAACAAGUAAGCUGAGAAAAUUGAGUUGUUUUUCUUUCUCUGUAUGAAGGAGUGAACUUGCUGAAUCAGUAGUUCUGAGUAGGGAUUUAUCGUCAUCUCAAAUGUGUUCCUCCCUCCAGCGGUGGUGGGACUGGAGAUGGAGUUUUGAUGGAACCGUAGUGGGUAACUAGGGAUUUGAUUGAUUGAUUGAUUUAAUUUGUUACUCGGACCUCCCAGCACGAUGACAUCGAUCACUUUGGAGUUUGAGUUAAUAUUGUUCUUAUUUGUGUAAUAAUUAUAUGCAAUAGGUCAAAGAACU
This is a messenger RNA of Tarenaya hassleriana, 1635 nucleotides long. RefSeq names its product polyadenylate-binding protein RBP47C-like. Lineage: Eukaryota; Viridiplantae; Streptophyta; Magnoliopsida; Brassicales; Cleomaceae. Gene Ontology annotation, molecular function: mRNA binding. The record is from RefSeq and is a predicted model, not a curated record. The transcript has 6 exons. Gene Ontology annotation, cellular component: cytosol. The coding region runs from base 72 to 1352 and encodes 426 amino acids.